AUGUUCUCUAAUAAUAAGAAAACCUCUAAUAUUCUUCAGAGUCCAGGGAAUGAGGUAACUCCGUUAAUAAAUAACAACAAUCCUGAUCAAUCACAACAACACCACCACCACCACCAUAAAACAAAAAUAAAUAUUGUGAGAAACAAAACUUUUAAUAAGACUAUUCGUUAUUUUUUAUUGUCUUUGUUGUUAUUAUUUGUUAUUACAGAAUUAUGUCUUUUCCCCAGCAAUAAAGAUCCUGUUGAUGGAAACCAGAAACAUUCUUCUCUAAUUCGUUGGAUUUUGUUUAAAUUGGGUUUAGUCCAUUCGGGGCAAAGCUCUAGAAAGAAAAAUCUAAUUUUUUUCGUCACCGAUGGUAUGGGACCAGCAUCCAUUUCAAUGGCGAGAUCAUGGAAGCAAUUAACUGACUUUAAUAACAGUACUAGAGAUGUUUUAUUGUCUCUUGAAUCACCAUUAAAUUUAGAUCAGUAUUUUAUUGGUUCGUCGCGUACCAAAUCGUCUUCCUCUUUAAUUACGGACAGUGCAGCUGGUGCAACUGCAUUUUCUUGCGCUUUAAAAUCCUAUAACGGCGCUAUCGGGGUUGAUUCUCACUUUAAUCCAUGUGGAACAAUCUUAGAAGCUGCCAAAUUAGAUGGAUAUUUAACUGGGUUGGUUGUGACCACUAGAAUUACUGAUGCUACGCCUGCUGCCUUUUCGAGUCAUGUGGAUUAUAGAUUUCAGGAGGAUCUAAUUGCCACCCAGCAGUUGGGAGAAUAUCCAUUGGGUAGAAUGGUUGAUUUAAUGAUUGGUGGUGGCAGGUUACAUUUUACUGAAAAGGGUAGAAAGGAUGGGGUAAAUUAUUUAGAGAAAGCUUCUGAAGAAUUGGGUUGGUCUACUGUUAUUCAAACACGCAAAGAAUUUGACUUAUUGUUACACAACAAUAGUAAUAGCAAUUCAACUUUACCACUCUUGGCUUUAUUGGCUGAUAGUGAUAUUCCCUUUGAUAUUGAUAGAGAUUCUGAAAUACAUCCAUCUUUGGAGGACGAGGCAAUGUUAGCAAUUAAAGAAUUGUCACAUAAUAGUGAAAAGGGUUUCUUCUUAUUGAUUGAAGGUAGUAGGAUUGAUCAUGCUGGUCAUCAAAAUGACCCUGCUGCCCAAGUUCGCGAGGUUGUUGCGUUUGAUAAAAUGUUUCAAAGUGUCGUUAACUGGGCUAAACAACAUACAGAUGAAGACACCAUUUUAAUUUCCACAAGUGACCAUGAAACUGGUGGGUUAGUAACCGCCAGACAAGUUACUCCUAAUUAUCCUGAUUAUAUUUGGUAUCCUGAAAUAUUAACCAAUUGCAAGCAUAGUGGAGAAUUCAUGGUUAAACAACUCGCAAAAAUGGCUACUUCAAUUGGCAAGGAUGUCCAAAAAUUAGAAAAUUAUAUCAAGGAAACAAUUUUCCAAAAUUGGAUGGGAAUUACCGAUUACACAGUAAAAGAUGUCCAAGAUGUUUUAGAUAAUAUAAACAAUCUGGGUGCAUUGACAGAUAAACUAAAUGGGAUGGUUUCUGUAAGAGCUCAGAUUGGUUGGACUACACAUGGGCAUAGCGCAGUUGAUGUUAAUAUUUAUGCAUUUGCAAAUAAUGAAGUGUUACAAAAACAAGUGUUAAAUAAACUCCAAGGUAAUCAUGAAAAUAUUGAAAUAGGUAAAUUUAUGGAAGAUUAUUUGGAAGUUAAUUUAACUAGCGUUACUGAUUUGGUUAAAGACACUAAACAUCAUCCAGAUUUAGCAUCUACUACUGAGCUUAAUGAAAGUAUUAGAUAUGAUGAAUAUGGACAUGCACAAUGGUGA
This is a messenger RNA of Saccharomycodes ludwigii, 1815 nucleotides long. It is a transcript of the gene PHO8, whose product is annotated as alkaline phosphatase PHO8. Gene Ontology annotation, molecular function: alkaline phosphatase activity. The transcript has a single exon. Gene Ontology annotation, cellular component: fungal-type vacuole membrane. NCBI's taxonomy places the organism in Eukaryota, Fungi, Ascomycota, Saccharomycetes, Saccharomycodales, Saccharomycodaceae. The record is from RefSeq and is a predicted model, not a curated record. Bases 1 to 1815 code for a protein of 604 amino acids. Gene Ontology annotation, biological process: dephosphorylation.